UUCACGACCGUUAAUUUCGCCUGCGACGGCUAUAUUUGGAAUUUUAAAGACUUUUGAGCCGCCCCAGUUGAAAAUUAGCUGGUGUUCGGGAACUGCCCUAGUUGAAACUUUUGGGGGUGGAGUUCUCUGUAAAAUUAUUAAAUAUUUUUAGGGGUAUGGCAGUUGGAGUUUUCGCCGUUGGCGGUAUGAUUGGAGGAAAUUUGGUUGGAAUUGUUGCUACAAAACUUGGACGGAAACGUGCACUUUUGUACAACAACGCUUUGGCUAUAAUCUCUGGGGCUUUAAUGGCGGGAGCUAAAUUUGUGGGAAAUUAUUGGCUUUUUAUUUUGGGCCGUCUUAUUGUUGGAGUAAAUGCUGGAUUAAACAGUGGAUUGGCACCAAUGUAUUUGACUGAAGUUUCGCCUGCCAACUUGCGUGGAGCGACUGGCUCGUUUGCUCAGUUGUUUGUGACUAUUGCCAUCCUUUUCUCUCAGAUUCUUGGACUCCCGUUUUUAUUGGGAACUGCUGAGAGAUGGCCGUUAAUUUUCGCUUUUACUUUUGUACUUUUUUUAAACUUUAAUCUAAUCAAUUAUCUGUCACACCCAUACUUCCUCAGGGUUUUUAAAAGGUUGCUAAAAGCACUACCUCAGGCUUUUCAUACUACCUUAGUGCCUGUUAUUGUUCAACUGUGCACUCUUACAUUCUGCCCUGAGACCCCUGAAUUCACUAUUGUUGUUAAAGGUCAAAGAGAUCAAGCAGAGAAAGACCUGAAAAAACUUCGUGAGAGUGAAGAUGUUCAAGCUGAACUUGACUUAAUUUCUGACGAAGCUGCAAAAGCCAAUUCUGGAGCUCCUUCCUCAAUGAAAGACAUUUAUGGUACCAGACUUCCAUGGCCUUUGGUUCUGGCUUUGUUUAUGAUGAUUUCUCAACAAUUGAGUGGAAUUAACGCUGCUAUGUUUUACUCGACUGCCAUUUUCAAAGGAGCCGGUCUUAAAGGACAAUGGCCAAAUUAUGCAACAAUCGCAAUGGGGGCUAUAAAUGUUUUGAUGACUGUUGUGUCUGUUUAUUUGGUUGAACAUCCCCGCUUUGGACGUAGAACUCUUCAUAUUACUGGAAUGGUUGGAAUGUGCUUCUCAACAGCGAUGAUCGCUAUUUCUAUGCUUGUUGCUAAGUCUAUUGAAUUUGUCUCCUUCCUUUCAAUCAUUUUUGUUCUACUCUUUGUUAUCUCAUUCGCAACUGGACCAGGAUCAAUCCCUUGGUUCUAUGUAAACGAAAUGUUCCCGUCAAAUUUGCGAGGUAUUGCCAGCACUUUUGCGGUUACUGUAAAUUGGAUUUGUGUUAUACUCGUUGCUACGUUCUUCCCAAUUAUUGAUGGUAUUCUGGCGGAAUAUUCCUUCUUUGUAUUCACUGCUCUGCUUCUAAUAUUUAUUCUGUUUGCACUCAAGUUUUUGCCCGAGACCAAGAAUAAAACGCUCGAGCAAGUUUAUGAGGAAAUGGAUAACCGAAGGGGUGUUAAGACUAAAUUGAAUAAUAAUCAAGUUUGA
Meloidogyne enterolobii is the source of this 1523-nucleotide messenger RNA. NCBI's taxonomy places the organism in Eukaryota, Metazoa, Nematoda, Chromadorea, Rhabditida, Meloidogynidae. The record is from the annotation of a GenBank genome assembly.